UGACAUCUUUAUCACCAAUUUGGAAACUUGAAGGAGUCUUGUGAUCAAUUUCGUGCUGGUUCGCAAAUUUGUCGAGGUUCCGUCGAAAACUGGUACUUUUAGGAGUAAUCGAACGAGACCAUCUUAAUUCGUGACAAUGCCGAUUUGUGGGCCAAAAUUAUCGCUUUGCGGAUUGAUAAUCUCCGUUUGGGGCAUCAUCCAGCUGCUGCUAAUGGGUGUAUUCUAUUACAUUCAUAGUGUCGCUCUGAUUGAGGAUCUUCCACUGCAAGAGCAUUAUAAAACUCCCCUGGACUUCUAUGCAGAUGCAGAUCGGGCAUAUAGUCAGAAUGCAUAUAACUGCUGGAUCGCCGCCUGUAUUUAUGUUCUGACUUUAGUCAUCUCCGGCCAGCAAUUCUACGCCAAUAGCCGUUCAACUGUUGCUUAAGUUUGAAUGAAUCACCAUCACUAUUGGUUCGUCAUUAAGUGAUGUAGAGAAUCGAUGUAAAUAUGUUAACCAUCCAACAACUAUUGUUCCGUAAUACAGCAGAUCAGAUUCAUGUAUAGUAUUAUUCGAAUCCUCGGUAAUACAACUUACAUGCUAAUCCCGAAAACAUCAAGAAGAGCAGUACAUAUGAAACGCUACCCAUUCCUUAUUUAUAUUAUUCUAUGGAUGAAGUGUAUAAAUUCAAUAAGCCUAUUUCAUAUUGAUUUUAUUUCUUCAAACCACUUCAAUGUGAGUUCAACUUGGUUUGGUAUGGACGUUUAUCAUUGUUUGUUAUCAGUGUAAUAUUCAGCACUUCAAAUAAAGGAAACAAAAAGUAUAAA
Toxorhynchites rutilus septentrionalis is the source of this 804-nucleotide messenger RNA. RefSeq names its product ribonuclease kappa. Bases 137 to 424 code for a protein of 95 amino acids. Lineage: Eukaryota; Metazoa; Arthropoda; Insecta; Diptera; Culicidae. The transcript has 3 exons. Gene Ontology annotation, molecular function: RNA endonuclease activity. The record is from RefSeq and is a predicted model, not a curated record.